This is a messenger RNA of Symsagittifera roscoffensis, 1092 nucleotides long. RefSeq lists its product as uncharacterized. NCBI's taxonomy places the organism in Eukaryota, Metazoa, Xenacoelomorpha, Acoela, Convolutidae. Gene Ontology annotation, molecular function: catalytic activity. The transcript has a single exon. The coding region runs from base 1 to 1092 and encodes 363 amino acids. The record is from RefSeq and is a predicted model, not a curated record.
AUGAACAAAAGUGAGUUUUUAAUUAAUAGUUACCAUCCACCAUUCAUGCACCGCAGCAGCAACCGACGUGAUAUCAGAGGAGGUGGAGUGGCUAUAUAUUGUGCCAGCUAUAUCAAUGUAAGAGAGGACGAUGCGCUUCUGGUUGAGAACUACGAUGCGAUCUGGUGCAGACUUCUUUAUGCCAAUCGAGAAGUUGUGCUCGGAUGUUGCUAUCAUACUGAACCGACAGACGACGAAAACUUUGCUAACUGCCUGUACAAAUUGUCUACUGGAAACAUGGAGAAGAUUGUAGCUGGGGAUUUUAAUCACCGAAGUAUUGAUUGGAAAGCUCUGUCAUGCUCGGGGAGCAUUGCAGAUCAGCGGUUCUUGGAUAUAGUGCAAGAUAACUUUUUGUCACAGCACGUUGUUGACCCAACAAGAGGGCAGAAUGUGUUAGAUUUGGUUUUUUCGUCGGAGCCAGACCUCAUCACGGAAUGUAUCGUGGAAGGGAAGAUUGGAUCUACUGAUCACAACACAGUGAUUUUUUCGGCAGCAAUCAAACAGCGUAACUUGAAUGAGAGAAGUUUCAGCCGCAGAAAUUUUUGGAAGAUGGACGUGGGAAGCCUUCUUUCUGAUUUGAAAGGAUACGACUGGAAUUCUCUCCUUAUUGGGGAUGCAGAACAGCAGUGGAACAUGUUGAUGGGCACUCUUAAUAAUCUUAUCUCAAAGCAUGUACCGUUUGUUGAACGAAGGAAGCGAAAGUACCCAUGGAUUACAAAACAGGUUUUGCGGGCGUGUAAGGACAAGCGACGUUGCUGGAAGAAUUUGCAGAGCAACAAUUCUGUUGAAAAUGAGUUGAAGUACAUGCAGGCAAAACAAGCAUCGGACCAAUCUGUUAAAUGGUCGAAGAAAGAUUUUGAAAGGAAACUGGCGAAAGGAAUUAGAGAAGAUAGUAAGUCUUUCUGGAGAUACUUUUCCGCAAAGAAGAAAUGUCCAACGAAGGUUGGCCCUUUGAAAGAGGGUGAUCGUGUAAUUGAGAAGUCUGAAGACAUGGUGGAGCAUCUGAACAGUUACUGCCAAUCUGUAUUCACUCAGGAGCCAAUAGGCCUGUAA